Molecule: messenger RNA, 3868 nt
Organism: Stomoxys calcitrans (stable fly)
Lineage: Eukaryota; Metazoa; Arthropoda; Insecta; Diptera; Muscidae
Gene: Pdzd8
Product: PDZ domain-containing protein 8
Exons: 8
Coding region: 42-3317 (1091 amino acids)
Biological process (GO): mitochondrial calcium ion homeostasis
Cellular component (GO): mitochondria-associated endoplasmic reticulum membrane contact site
Molecular function (GO): protein binding; lipid binding
Source: RefSeq, a predicted model, not a curated record
UCAAUCAUCAUCUGCGUUAAACAAGGCAUCAAUCAUUCAAUAUGGAUAUAAAUCUCUCAAUGUUGAUAUUGUUAAGCUUUACUUUUUUUAUAAUCGGCGCCGUCUUCAUGCUGCUAUUUCAAUACUAUGUAUAUUUGAAAUUCUCACUGUUGCCCGAGGAGACUGCCGAACAGAAGGAUAUAAAUGCCAAAUACACACUGCCGAAGGCUUUACAUCAGACCGCACGUUCUAUCAAUCAAUCGCCUACGGGAGGUCUUUCUCAGGCGGCAGCUACAUUGAAUGCCGCCACCUCAGGCUCUGCUAGCGGCAGUAGUGCAAAGGAUGCGGAUGCAUCGUCAUUGAUGUCAUUGAAUUUCGUCAUGCAGUUCCUAUUUCACGAGUUGAAAAAUUCAAAUCGCGUGCGAAAGUGGUUUUAUCGUAAACUUUCGCUAGAGUUGGAUGAGUUAAUAGCCAAAACAACAACGGGGAAGUUGUUCGACAAAUUAACGAUAAAACAACUUGAGCUGGGUGAUCAAUUUCCGGAGAUAAAAACCUUAAGAGUGCACAAUAUUGAAUUGGAUGAGAGCGGCGAACGAAUUGAGAAUUUGGAUUUAUUAAUGGAAAUUCAUUAUAUGGGCAAUUUCCGGACAUCCAUUGAUGCCGAUAUGGUGCUUGGCAAAAAAGGUUCAUUGACUCUGAAGGUUAAACAACUCUCUGGUUUGGCCCGCUUACAGUUCACACGCAACCCUUAUACCCAUUGGUCCCUAAGCUUUUUGGGCGAUCCUGAAUUGGAUUUGGCCAUAGAGUCACGUUACCAAGGACGGCAGAUGCAAUCGAAUAUUACCAGUCUCAUAUCUAAUCAAAUACGUAAAGCUGUACGGCGUAAGCAUACAUUGCCCAAUUAUAAGCUUCGCUACAAGCCAUUCUUCCACAAAACACCAGAAGAAGAUGUGGGCGAAGGCGACAUCCAACCCAAUGGGGUACUGGAAGUUAAGGUCUCCGAAAUAUCACGUCUCAUGUGCCCCACACACCUGACCGAUAUCUAUUGCACUAUAACGAUGGCUUCGUUGGCCUUUGUCGAGGCUUGGCAACAGGAUGAUCGGCAUGUGAAGGUCUCAUUAGACGUGGAAAUUCAUAAGGCUAAAAAUCAGCAAAUUGGCAUUAUCUUCAAACAAUCCGCUGCUGAUUGUGUGGAAAUCGAGGCGGUGCUUCCGAAUACACCUGCCUGCAAAUCUAAUUUGAAAGUGGGUGAUAUUCUUUUGGCCAUAGAGGGAAAACGUGUCUCCACCAUACAGCAAGUGGCCAAAGUGAUUAAAAGUCUACAGGCCAAUGUGUUUUGUUUACGAAUCGAUCGCGUCAUACCGGGUAUUAUACGCAAUGAUGCCAUAUUGGAGGAUCUGGAUAUCUAUGAGGAUUUGGGUGAUGCUCGUUCGGGUUAUAGUACAGUACCAGUUGCAAAGACACCAGAGCCUGUUGCACCAUCACCGAACCCCAUACGUUCCUUGGCGGUGGCGGAGAAGAGCACAAGCAGCGAAUCCAGCCUUAGUAAUACUCCCACAAAUUCACCCAAAAAGACGAAGCUAAUAGCAAAGGCUCUCAAGAAGACCAUUAGCCGGGAUCACGGAGAUGGUUCCUCAAAGGACGAUGAGGGCAAAGCGAAAUUGUCAAAACUAGCGGCUAAGCAACAGCUAAAUCUACCUAAAGUUCCUUCACGAACAAACUGCGAGAGUCUGUUGGCCAAUUUGUUACCCACCACCAGCAACUCAGCAGCAUCGGGAGUCAACGAUGUCGAACAUUACUAUCAACAUUCCACCGUGGAUUGCAAACUAUCGCAUCUUAUACAUAUGGAAGAUGUUUGUAAUUUCAAAUUGGAUCCCCAUUGUAAAUUUUUAAACAUCUCUGUCUAUGGCAAAAGCCUGGGUGAGAAUCAGCUGCUGGGCUUCACCAACAUUCCAAUUUAUCAGAUACUGGCCGAAUGUUGUGAGACCAGUUUAAGUCAAAGUUUUAAGGCGUACGAAUUGAAUCCUCCCAUGCCGGAAGAUUUGAAAAAUCAUCAUUUAUCCGCUCAGUCCGGAUUUAAUCCCAAUCUAUGCUUUGGAGACAUAUUGUUCGCUUUCACAUGGGAUGGAAAUCCAAAUUUGUCAGCGACAGAAACACCCUCAAAACAUCAAGCGAAACUAAAAUCAAAAUCAAUAACAUCUGUGGAUAAAACCGACGACAGCGGUUACUCGGACAAUAUUUCCAUCAAAUCAACCGACACGAUACCCUCACAGCCUCGAGCGCAUAACUUUGUACGCACACACUUUCAACGAGCCACCCAAUGUGAUUUUUGUGGCAAGAAAAUUUGGCUCAAAGAUGCCAUGCAGUGUCGUGAGUGCUUUAUGUGUUGCCACAAAAAGUGUAUUAACAAGUGUCAGAAUGCCACCGUAUGUGGUCCAGUCGAUUGUUCGUCGGCUUUGCAACAGCAAACACCUUUGGUGCAGACUCCCGAGUUUAUGGUAACAGAGCCCGAUAUCGAUGUGGCAGUGGAACCGGAAUGUGAUGGUUCACCCAAUGCGGCUGACGGAUGUGGUGCCGUUGGCAUCUCAAAGGCUAAUGCGGCAAACAAUAAUGGAACAACUGCCGCUACAACACCUGGUAAUUUGGAGGUACAUCGUUCAAGUUUGACCGGAUUAUUGGCCCAGGGUAUAAAACGUGUAAAUUCGGCCAAUAAUUUGGCCAUACCUGGCAUAGUAUCGACUAUAGCUGGUGUCACGACUAGCAAUACAGUGGCCACAGGAGGCGGUGGUAUGGUAACACCAAGUGCCAUUGCCAAAAGCCUGCCGCCAAGUCCGCAGCAUACGCCUUCAAGGAAAUCUUCAUUAGUCCCUUCAGCUCCCAACACUUUCGAUUUGGUAACUCAUCGCCUGGAAUCGCUACCUGUAGAUGUUCCAAGCUUUACACCUGAACAAGUGGUUUUCAUAACAGAGCACAUUAUUCAGCUUUCCCGAGAUGAAGAUGUCAUGAGCCUGGCCAAAAAUGCCAGUAGGCAAUUAUAUAGCAACGUUAGCGGUAGCGAACGUGUGGAGAAGAUUAAUUUAUUGUUAACCAAACUCCGUCUGGCAUUGGAUAGUGAAACGGCAAUCCAUUCCAAUUUGGCAGCAUCCAUUAAAAAUGGCAACAACGAGAACAUCAACACUACCACAACUCCAUCGGGAGAUGGCAUCAACACUCAACAUCAACACAAUAACAAAUCAAAUAUUUUAGGGAAAUCGGAGGAACGCAUACAGGCGCUUAGUGUUAUAAUGCUGUAUCUGUGCACAGGACUGCAACAUGCCCAGGGGGUGGCUAUGCAAUAAAAUAACGAAUGACAUAGCAUUACAGGAUUAAUAUUUCAUUAUAAAAAACAAACUCAUACUUAUACACAAAGACAUUGGAAUAGAUGGGACGAAGGGAGAGAUUUAUUGAAAAACAAAAACACAACUAUACACAAAUAAGGCUGAAAUCAUUUCAAAACAAAAAAAAACAACAAAUUAAACAAAAAUCAAUACUAAAUUUUAUGGAAUUUUGAAGUAGUCAAAUUAAAAGUAUUAGAAAAGUAGUAUAUAAGAUAAUCUCCCUCCUUUAAAUGAACAAAAAAAAAACAAAGAAAACUUUCUGCUAAAAUUGAACUCCUGGGGGAUAAAUGUUUAACUGACAGAUAAAAAUUAUACCCUAUGAUACUUAUUUCCGUAGUAUUUCUAUAUAUAAAUGUAUGUAUAUAUACAUACAUAUAUACUCAUAAACGUAUGUGAGAGUAGUUAUGGAUUAAUAUCUAAAAUAAUUUUGAUGUAUAAUAAUUUUGGUUUUCUACAAUAACAAAGGAAUGACUUUUUAAUCUAAAGUUAAAAUAAAGAGUAUCUUUAAGAGA